UAUUUGGACUAGAAACUAGACCUGAGAUAUUUGGUGAAAUUUUGUGUUUUUUUCCAGUGUUCCAUCAAGUCAGUGGCCUUCAACAUACAAAUGUGAAAAAGACAAUAUUCCACAGUGUUUCUAUUAAACAGUUACAUUAGAAACGCAAAAUUUAAUCCAUUAAAUUAGAAACGCAGGGAAAAAAAAGAAGCCACACAUGAAGCGAGUUUGUUCACGUGAUAAGUUAUGAAAAAAAUAUCCUCCUUCUACCACUUCCUGUUGCCUUCUUCAUUGUUUCUGCCAUCAGUAACGUCUGGUUAAUGAUCACGUGAGGCUUGUGAUGCUAAAGAAAAAAUUGUUUCCAUCGCGGCUUUGUGACAUACGCCAAUUUCUAUAGAGCGGCAAAAUCACCGUCUCCUCAUGCAAAAAUCUUUAAGCAAAAAAACAUUUUCUGUUUUUUUUUCCUGUUUAAUUGCCGUGUUCUCAUUAAGCAAAUUCCAAUUUCGCAAAUCCAAAACGCAGCUAGCUAACGUAGCUCUUGUGGUUCAACGGGUGUGAUGAUACUAUGCCUUUUCCUCAUGUGGCCUUUGUGCCCUGAUGUGGACAAUCUGCGCAACAAUUCGUUUUUUGUUUUUUUUUUAUCUCUAAGGUUUAACACUUUUGAGUGCAGCAGGGUUUGCAUACAGGCAAAGCAGAACGCCGCGGAACAGAUAGAACCGGAUCCUAUGCUGCUCUCCUUCCCGGGACGAUGAGGCCGUGGCUGCUGCUGCUCUCUCUGCUCCUCUCUGACCUGAGUCUCCUUGGAGACGGGGACUGGGUUAUGGAUUACUUUUACUGGCCCCUGUGCAGAAAGCUGCUCGUCGGCAGACCCAGGGCACCCUCCGGUAAACUUCACACUGCGCACAGCUGCCCGUGCCUCCACAAGUACUGUGUGUAUGUGGCUGAGCAGCAGAUGCAAAGGAGCCUAUCUUUUUACUGGACACACAGACGCCAUUAUUAUAACCGGGAACCGGAAAGAAUAAUUCAGGGGAUUCGUUUUCCAGCUCUGGCUGUGGCUUCUUUAAGUGGAGCAGGGAAACAUUUUCCAGCAUUUCUGGAAAAAUCCAACCUUCUACCUGCCCUGCAUGUUAUAAACGAACCUAUUAAAAUUCCUAUACAUGUAAUUAGUAACAGCCUCGAUUUCCUGUCGCCCUCGUUGCCUUGGCCGUCCAGCCGCAACUUUCCAUAUUUCUUACUGGAGAAAUCUGAGCUGCACCAACAACUUAUUCCUGACGCUGUGUUGCGGAAAACAGGAUGCCGCGCAGCAACAGCGCUGAUUGUUGUCGGCAGCUCUGACGAUAGGGAAGUGAAAUCAGCAAUGAGGAUUAAGAAAACAUGGGGAAAAGAUGUCGUGGAGCCAAAAAACAGACAAAAAGACAGAAUGUGGAAAGGAAUUAACUUAAAAGAGCCUCUACAGUCAAAGAUCCAGACACACAAAGAGAAUCUUUUACCUUUCAAGGAGGAUUCUGCUUUGCAAAAACGUACCUGGGAACAACUUUCUUCAAAAGCUGCAUCUAGUAGGGAUGCGGAUAGAGUUUACUUUCAGGGGCAAGCCCUGCUGGCAUCCAAAAAGAACAAAGGAUCCAUAUAUAGGUCACAGUUCGCAAUAAGGCCAGCAGCGGAUAAUGAUAUUGAAUAUUUCAGGAAGGAGUUAAACACAAAAAAGGCCGAGCAGGGCGGGAAGGAAGCGGAAAAUCCCAGCGCAAACAGAGAAAAACAUGGAAACCAACAGAUUUUAGCAAGCAGGUUACAAAUUCAGCGGACGCAUCAAGCAAAUUAUGCAGAAACCGUGACAUCUAAUACAGACAAAUCCAAAUGUAAAUGCCUUGUAGGGAUAGGUAGCUUGUUGAAAUUGUAUCUAAUAGACACAAUGGAAAUGACUGAUAUCAGAAUAGCUAAAAAAGUAUCAGGAGUUACUACCACUGAGGAGAACGUUGCUUUUAGAACCACUGGAGAGGCAAAAACAACAGCAGAUGAAUCUGUGAUACCAACACCUUUAGUCAAAGAGAUCCAGACCGAAACUACAACAGUGAGGCCUCUGACCGAAGCCACUGCCACAAAAAUGAAGAUCCAAGACACGACUGAAGUCUUCAGUCAAAGCAGCACAACUGACAUCCAGUCCAGCGGAGACCAGAGACAGACUACGCUACCCGACCCAGAACCUGAAACGGACUCUGAGCCAGGAUUCAAGAAACAUACAACACCCAACGCACGAGCUAUGUCUAAUGUCCAGUUCUCCGGUCUCCGAAUGAGAGACGACGGACGGGUAGUUGCAACGAAACACGAGGAGGACGCAGAGGGCGAUGAGAAAGGUUCUGAGAACUGGGCUGGAGAGGACAGAAAAGCCGGUCUGGUCCAUCAUGGAGGAGAAUCACAGACCUUUUCAAAAAGUUCAGAAGCCAUCCGAAAGGAGGAUGCAGAAAAAGAUAUGAAGGUAAAUGAAACAUACAACAAACACUCUGUUAUUUCAAAAGAAACAUGUAAUAUAUUGAUGUCUAAUCAUUUCCAUUCAUUGGUGGAGAAUAAAGUUUUUUUAAUAACGGGUAAACACUAGGAAUGAACAUGUAUUCAAAGUCAACACCCAUUGCCUAAGAUGUUCCUGGUAGUCAUCUUCCAGUUCAGUUUUUUUGGAGGACAAAACUAGAUCCUGCCCAAGUAAGACCAAACUGUACCUGCCUAUCAAACUUCACAUCGCAUCUGUCAUGUUUUCAGUUUUGCAACAGAGGAAAAGGGAAAAUGAAACAGAGCACACCUCUGUGUAACAGUGCUGAAAACCAGAAGCGAAGAGAUAAACACCAAGAUAGCUUCCUAACUUGAGAGAAAACAAUAUUUGUGAGUGUCCUGCGAUCCACAGUCUGAACUUUAUAACAACGUUCUGCCCUCUGGUGGACAGAAGAGAAAACACAAGCAAAACGGAUCUGAUGAUGAUCUGAUGUUUAUUAACCAGAG
This is a messenger RNA of Gambusia affinis (western mosquitofish), 2967 nucleotides long. RefSeq lists its product as uncharacterized. The transcript is spliced from 2 exons. NCBI's taxonomy places the organism in Eukaryota, Metazoa, Chordata, Actinopteri, Cyprinodontiformes, Poeciliidae. The coding region runs from base 728 to 2572 and encodes 614 amino acids. The record is from RefSeq and is a predicted model, not a curated record.